Molecule: messenger RNA, 2491 nt
Organism: Aspergillus wentii DTO 134E9
Lineage: Eukaryota; Fungi; Ascomycota; Eurotiomycetes; Eurotiales; Aspergillaceae
Product: putative CorA family metal ion transporter
Exons: 1
Coding region: 395-2047 (550 amino acids)
Molecular function (GO): magnesium ion transmembrane transporter activity; cobalt ion binding; magnesium ion binding
Source: RefSeq, a predicted model, not a curated record
CGGCAAAACACCAUCGUCUGAGUUUAUCAAUACCAACUCCAAUUGGCUCAAAUUGGAGUGCAGCUGCAUUUCUUUGAUCGACUCUUGGAAAGGAAGGGGGAUCGACGAUCAGUUUCGAAAAACGUCAUCUCCCCGCGAUGAAAUCACCCCAGGGUGUCUCGAUGAGAUACGCGCAGGUUUCGUUUGCUAUGGAAUUGGCUAUCAACGGAAGCACGAGAUUUUGACAAUUAGAAUCUUCCUCUUGUCCUUGUCUAUCCUCAUUUUCAAUUGACAAUCCCCAAGUUUGGUGGAAAUCUUUCCCACCCAACAGUCUCCAACUCAACCGUCGCGUCAAUGACCCUGUCCAAAUUCCUUCGCUUUGCUAAGUGUAGGCUAUCUAUGCUUACUCGCCAGGAUGAGUAUUCAUUCCCUCGACUACGCGCAAACAGCGGAACAGCCGUCGAGCCCUACACACCCCGAAGAUAUCGAAGCGCAGCGACCAACCAGCCGAGCGAUUUCACCAAAGACCACGGAAGCACCUUCUGACUCCCCUGAUACUACUACGACCUUCACAACAGCGACCAAGAUCAACUCUCGCGAUACAAUAAAACAUCGUGGACGGAGGAAUACGGCUCGAUCAUACCAUCCCGACAGUGUCGUCCCCGACCCAAAUUGGCUUCCUGGAACAGAGCCAGGACUUGACCCGACCAAACCGCUCCCUCCCUACACUUCAGAUUGGGUGUCACCUAUACCGUCAGACCUACACAGAAAAUGUGAAAUAAUCGUGGUAGACUUUUCGCAAAAUGAAAUGCGACAGUAUGAGUUGGACAAUGAGACCUUAGGGCCGUUUCUCGCCAAGGAGAGAGAGCCAUGGGUACAAUGCAGAUGGAUCAAUGUCAAUGGUCUCAGCUGGGAUGUAAUUCGGAUACUGGGAAAUCAUAAGCGACUACACAGAUUGGCGAUCGAAGAUUUGAUAAACACAACAAAUCGUACCAAAGCCGAUUGGUACUCGGACCACGCGUACGUUGUGCUCACACUACAAAAACUGGUCAAGCUGCAAGAAGAUACCAGCGACUCGGAGGAUGAAGAAGAGGACGGAAAACAAGGCACUUGGCCCCAUAGGAGAAGCUCAGUCUCAAGCGAAAAGACGGCUUUCUCUCGAAAGAAACUUGGCAAAUGGGACGUUAUUCUUGAAGCUUUGAAAGACCUUUUCAGGCCAAAAAUGCCCAAGAAAGAAAAGAAGAGCAAGGGUACCGUCGGGGCCAGUAUUCGUCCAGGGGGGAAGGAGAAGACAACCCAAUUUGGCGACAUCUCUCGCCCAAAACCACCUGCUCGCAGCGUUCAACGUUACCGGGGUGGUCCCAAUGAAGACCGAAUCGGGUUUAUGGAGCGCCAUGCUGUUUUGGCGUCAAAGGGUCUCUGCGCUACACUGGAGCAGGUAUCAAUAUUUUUACACGCAGACAAUACAGUGACGUCCUUUUUUGAGACCAGUGCCGACGAUAUCGAGGCUCCCAUAGUGAGGCGUCUCAGUUCCCCCGAGACAAUUCUACGCCAGUCCUGCGACGCAAGCAUGCUUCUGCAAGCCAUUCUAGACGCCAUUAUUGAUCUUGCGAUACCGGUAACCAUGGCUUAUCAAGACGCAAUAGGAGACCUGGAGCUUGAAGUCUUGACUGACCCGGACGUCGAUCAAUCCAAAAGUCUUUAUAUCUUAACAUCCGAGAUUGCAAUUCUCCGGAACUUCAUGCAGCCAAUAGUGACCGUGAUCAAUGCGCUUCGUGACCAUAGACCCCAAAAUGUCAGCACCACAGGCUUUGGCGCUUUCAAAACCCCUGGGACGAUGACUCCUUAUUUCGCGGCCGGGUCUUCUGAGACGCCACCAAAUGCAGACAUUACCCCCCCAAACCUCAAAAACUUAAUGGGAUCGAGCGUGAAUAUCAGCCAUAUGUGCCAUACAUACUUGGGCGAUGCUCUGGACCACUGUAUCAUGAUUGUUGAGGGAUACGACCAGAUGAGACGUGCUGCCGACAACAUGAUUGAUUUGAUAUUCAACACAAUUGGUAUUUCUUAGCACCGUUGACUUUGGACUCUGCUGACCUUUAUGAUGUUUAGGUGCUUAUCAGAACGAAAGUAUGAAGCAACUUACUCUCGUGACGUGUCUCUAUCUCCCUAUGACAUUCUUGACGGUAGGCUUGGUUGGGCUCUUCAGGGGAACUGCAAACUAACCCAAAUGUAGGGCUAUUUUGGAAUGAACUUUGAAACAUUUUCUGGUAUCCAACACAGUGAUUCGUAUGUCCACUGAUUCGAAGAGCAACGGCAGGGCCUUGUGUCAUACUGACUAGUUUGAUUAGAUAUUUCUGGAAAAUUGCGAUACCAUUCGUUUUUGCGACUACAUUGUUACUGAUGUAACUUGCUCUAUACUCCCCCUUUAUGUGAAAGCUACUAACAUUAUGACUAGGCGUGAUAAAAUCAAACGUUAUGUGGUGUUGCUCGCUCAGAGACGUCUGAUAACGAG